UCAAACAACAACGGGUUGUUAGCCGCGUCGAGUCCCUUUCCCCAUUCAAUCGUUUGUUUCAUUCAAAGCGCGGUCCGACGGUUUUCUUUCUUUCGACGGGUGUAGUGGGUCGUCUCGCACAGGGCACAAUAGAGGAAAAGCAACAAGGGUGGCAAUAAAAAAGCACACACCAAGACGACCCAGACGACGACGGUGCUGGAACCGAAAACCGACGCGGCUCGUGAAGAAUAAACGUUGGCUGGAAAACGCCAGAACGCCAUUUAAUAGAACGGGGAAAAUAGUACCUUUGCUGGGUCCAGUUCGCCAGCCGUCAGCGAGCGCUACAAGGAUCGCACGGGUUCAGUUGUGGUUGCUGGAAAAUCGGGGUGGCAAGCAAAGCGAGAAAGGAAAAACAGCACAUGAAACUUCCAGCCUUAGUAAGGUGACCGGAUGCAGUAAUACACGUCUGUCGGGAACGAACGAUUGUCGCGAGUUGCUAGGGAAAUUCGGUGGCUCCUCAGAGUCGGAAGAAUCCUGCUGUAAAAGGGUGUGGGGUUUUCCACACAGCAAUCAGUGUACUACCCACCCUUUCGUCCUCGUCAACUGCAGGUGUUUUCUUCACUUGUUGUGUGUGCGUUGCUGCUGCUUCUGCUGCAGUAUUAUUGCUGGUGCGUGCAUGUGUUUCUGUGUAGGAAUGUGCUGAGUGUGUGUGUGCGUAUUGCGACAAGUGCGUCAACGAUUGUGUGUUGAGCCGAAUCAGGGAGGAAAAAUAGGUGUUCCAGAUUUUGCCGGGUGCUGUUUUGUUUGAUUUUGCGUUUUUGGUGUGAAACUUUUUUCGUGUGCCGUUGGUUUCGCCCACCGAGCGGUGGAAAGCUCUGGUGAAGAAAAAAAAAAAAAUCAAGUGUGAAAUCGUCCAUCGUCUGUCAGAUGUUUGAUGGCGACCGUGUUUUGACGUCGAAGGAAGAAGGAUCGAAAGGAUAUUAGCAGCCGUCUCGUGCAUCUCAGGCAGCCGGCCGUUCCGUAGACAACCCGGCACCCCAACCCUUGGGGCAAUCUGUGUUCCAGCUGAUUAGGACGUAUUCGUCCACAUCGCAUAAAGCACUCGCAAGUUUGAACGCUCGCAGGAAGACGACGAAGACGCCGCCGCCCUCGAACACCGCAACAAGCAUCCUCCCGCCGGGUAUGGAAGAAUGGACAACGAACAGCCACACCAGGAGCUGGUAAAGUGUGUCCUCGUCGGAGAUACGGCCGUCGGGAAGACGCGGUUGAUCUGUGCCCGGGCCUGCAACAAGCACGUCUCGCUAUCCCAGCUGCUCAACACGCAUGUGCCAACCGUCUUUGCCAUUGACCAGUACCGGAUCUACAAGGAUGUCCUCGAACGAUCGUGGGAGAUUGUGGACGGAGUUAAUGUAUCGCUACGGCUUUGGGACACCUUCGGCGAUCACGACAAGGAUCGCCGGUUUGCAUACGGACGAUCGGACGUCGUGCUGCUAUGCUUUUCGAUAGCGAAUCCCGUCUCGCUGCGUAACUGUCGCGCCAUGUGGUAUCCGGAGAUUCGGAAGUUUUGUCCCGACACGCCCGUCAUACUGGUCGGGUGCAAGAAUGAUCUGCGGUACAUGUACCGCGACGAAACGUAUCUGUCCUACUUUGGCGAGCGAAGCCCCUUCGUACGGGCAGCGCGCAAAUCGGACCUCGUAAUGCCGGACGAGGCACGGGCCGUGGCGAAGGAGCUGGGCGUUGCCUACUACGAGACGAGCGUGUUCACGUACUUUGGCGUGAACGAGGUGUUUGAGAAUGCGAUCCGGGCGGCAUUGAUUGCGCGCCGCGAGCAUCGCUUCUGGAUGACCAAUCUGAAGCGUGUUCAGAGGCCGUUACUACAGGCCCCAUUCCGACCGCCGAAACCUCCACCGCCGGAAGUAACCGUCAUUACCGGCACGCAUACGAAGGACAUGCUUAACAUGUUCAAUGCCCAGUGCUAUACAGAUCUAGUAUUAAUUGUCGGUACUAUCCGUUUUUCCGUACAUAGAUUUAUGUUAGCUAGUAGUUCUAAUGCAUUUCAUAGGUUAUUAAUGAUGGACAUCAGUGACAUUGGUGCAAGAAGCAGCAGCGAGUCGAGCAUGGUUAGCUCGACGUUCGGUGAAUCGACGACGGCCGAUUUUAACGAGGACACCGAGUGUCUAAUCCGGCUCGAGCAGAACAAGGUGGCUCCCAAUCGCAUGUGGGAACAGCUGAAACGACGAUCCAGCUAUCAGGCAUUGCCAACGGUGGAACCGAAGAAAGAUCUCUAUCGGGAGCUGCAUCAUCCCGUGUUUCAAAGUAUUAGAGUAUUCCAGAUUGAAAGUGGAAGACAUAGCUACACGCAAACGCAGACGGUCGUGCAGAUUAGCAAGGUGAUCACCCCGCAGGCGAUGCAACAGUGCUUGAAGUUCAUCUAUACGGGCACGAUCGAUCGGGACUGUCUAGAUUUGCAGACUGCAUCGAUAGGAUUGAUACUGGAAAUACGACAGGCGGCAGAGUUUCUGGAACUACCCCAGCUGAUGGUGCUGCUCUCCAAUACGCAGGCGAAUCAAAGCUUCAUGAACGAUGAAACGAUUCAACACUAUUCAACGUGCAUGAAACAAAAUUUGGAAAAAUAUUGUGUUCAGAACGGUAUCUUCGGUGAUAUCACGUUCGAGCUGGACGAUGGCCACAUGAAGGCCCACCGUGCCAUGCUGGUCGCGCGCUGUGAUGUGAUGAAGGCGAUGCUGAACGGUGAUUUCCGCGAAGCGCAUGCCAAUUUGAUCGUACUUCCCGGUGUGACGGAAUACACCUUCCACAAGCUGCUGUGCUAUCUGUACACCGACGAAAUACCGCCCAUCUCGGCGGACAAAUGUCUCAACCUGCUCGAGCUGGCGAACCGGCUGUGCUUACCGCGGUUGCUUAAUCUGGUCGAGUGUCGUGUGAUUGAGGAUUUGUUGCGCAUGUCGCAGAACGAAACGAGCGAGGCGGUCGAACACUGCCUGCGGUUGCUUGAGCCGGUGAAGCUACACAACGCACACCAGCUGGCGGAAUGGUGCAUGUCGUAUCUGUGCGUUAACUACAACAGCAUCUGCCGGCUGUCCCCGCGCAGCCUGAAAAGCCUCCAUCCCGACAAUCAGGACUAUCUGCGGGAGCAUCGUUGGCCACCGGUUUGGUAUCUGAAGGAUUACGACUACUAUCAGCGCUGCAUGAACGAGCUCAGUCGGGAGCUGAACAAUGGCAAAAAAGACUGUACAGCGGACGAUAAGGGGUGCCUGUGCUUCUCGGGUGUGUUUUUCUGGCUAUUAGGAAAAUCGAAACGAUCGGCCGCGACGGCAAAGUCGGCCAUCCAGGCGUCCGGCAAGGGGUCGGCGGGCGCGGCCGGCAAUGAUCAGCAGGACGCGGUUAGCACCAGCCUCUUCCAAUCGAACGCCAACUCGGUCAACCAGCUCGAUCCGGAACACGACGCCGGUGACCUUUGACAUCCAGCCGACGGCCCGUGGAGAUCGCUCCGCUUCAUCGUCAUCCUGCCGGUGCUUAUCUGCUUCAUCUGCACGAUCCUCAGCAUCCUGAUCAUCUUCCAGAUCUACACAUAAUAUUUGCUGCAACGGUAGCCACCGUUAGACGGCUAUUGACGACCAUGGUAAAGAGUGCGUAAGAGAGAGAGAGAGAGAGAGAGAGAGAGAGAGAGAGAUUGUCCCUGCUUUAUUCCCCUCGGUCUAGAAUGCAUCACAAACCCCAAAAUUUGGAGUUAGAGCAAGGAGCCCUAACACCAGGAGCAAUAAGCAGCCCUUCCGGUGUUGAUUAUUUCCUUUCAUACAUUAAUCAUGCAAACACACGGGUCCGUCGUGAAUAGUGAGUAUAGGAGCGUGUCAGUAAUACCACACAUACACAGUAACUCGUCACCCGUUUCAGAGACGUUUCAUCUCUGACGACACACUGUGACCUGGUACACCUCUCAGGAGAUUACACAAGCUUUUUUUUUUUUAAAUCGGGCACUCCCUGUAUUGUCCGGAUUGUCCUUCCGUUUCGUUUAGGGCGCCCAACUGUGUCUAUUUAUCAAUUUGUGCUAACAAGCAUUUGGACGCUUUUACUGUGGUGCCGGAAGUGAAAUGAUAAUGAAUCGACGACUAUGAGCGAUAUCGGUACCCCGGAGCCGGAGUCGCGUAGAAAAUAUAUUAUUUUCUAAUUCUUUCCCUAUCGAGAAACACAACUGCUGCAUCGAUUGGUUUAGGGUCGAAUGAAGGUAUUUGCAUUUUUAUAUUCACGGUGCGAUCGAUGCAUUCCACAGUGGCAUUAACGGAAGCGUAAAGAAAAGCCAAAACGAACAAACACUUUAAUCGGUUUAAAAUUCAAACAAAAGCAAGUAUGCUAGUUAAAUGAAUUUUGUGUUAGUUACAGUAAGAAGGGGUUCAUCUCUUCGGAACACAAUUAAUCAUCACACACACUUCCAGCAAACACAAGCUUCAAGAAAUUCAAAUCAGACAUGUAAAAGUGGCAAAAACAGCAAUAUUGUUGUUGUGUUUAUUUUAUUUUUGGUGCAUUUUUUUCCCCCAUUUUGUUUUAAGCUUCUUCUUUUUUUUGCGAUUAGUUUACGUAAGUAGGGUAACAAGCAAUUGAAGAGUAAACAAAAAAAAUUAACAAUAUGUGAAAAGAUUAUACACCUUUUCCUAGCGACAACACGCGAUACGUAAUACCAAGGGGUGGACUUGCAAUAAAAGUCGUUUUAAAAAGAGUGCAAAUAGCAACAACA
This is a messenger RNA of Anopheles stephensi (Asian malaria mosquito), 4729 nucleotides long. RefSeq names its product rho-related BTB domain-containing protein 1 (gene RhoBTB). Gene Ontology annotation, biological process: small GTPase-mediated signal transduction. Bases 1170 to 3458 code for a protein of 762 amino acids. Lineage: Eukaryota; Metazoa; Arthropoda; Insecta; Diptera; Culicidae. The transcript has 15 exons. Gene Ontology annotation, molecular function: protein binding; GTPase activity; GTP binding. The record is from RefSeq and is a predicted model, not a curated record.